CCGGAGAAUUCGAUCGAUAUUUUAUUUCUUAAAGUAAAGGUUCCGGCUUAGAAUGUAGUGAUGAUAGAUGCUACCUUUACAAGUUUUCAUUGGCUGCUUGAUAUCGCUUGAGAUAUCUAAGAACCAUUGAUCUUGCAUCCGAUGGGUACUACAUAGCCGAAUAAGCAUAUGUUACUGAUCUACUUCGGCUCUAACUGAUAAACUAAUAUGAAAUUAGUGGAAUAAAAAUAAAUGGAAUGAUACAAAUGAAUUACAGUAAAAACAUAGAGUGAAAUUCAUUUCGUUAAUUCGUGAACCAAUUUGUUAUGUAAUAGUUAUUUUUGUAUUUUGUCUAAUUAUUUUUGGAAUUGGUGGAAUGACUAUUCUAUUUUAUUCAUAGUAAAUGGUAAAAAAAUAUAAAUGAAUGGAAUCAACCAUUCCACAUCAUUGCAUUCCAAAAAAUUGUAAAUCCAGUUACAUCAUUCAUGCCUACCAUGAUUGUGUCGUAUUGAUAUAUUAAAAUAAGGAAUUGGUAAAAUUAAAAUAAAUGGAAUGAUAAGAAUGAAAUACAUAAAAAAAUGGAAUGAAAUUAAUUCUAUUCAUUCAUAACCAAAUUUGUUAUGGGAUCAUUCAUCUUUGCAUUUUACUAUUUUAUUGUGGAAUUGAUAGAAUGAGUAUUCCAUUACAUUCAUGUCAGAUGGUGAUUUUUUUUUUGGAAUUAAUGAAAUAAGUCAUUCCAUUCCAAAAAUUAGGUUUGGGCAUUCGGGUCCUCGGAUCGGGUUCGGGUCAGAUUUUGUCGUGUCCGGAUUCUUUGGGUCUUAGGUAUUUAGACCCAAUAGGUGAUUAGAAUUUGCCGAUGCAAGUUUGGUUCGGGUCAUAUCGGGUCCAGGCCGGUUCUGGUCUUAGAUAGUUGGAUCCAAUAGGUAAUAAUUUUUCGGUUCGGGUUCAGUUCAGGUCCAGUCUAAAAAAUAUCAAAAACACAAAAAAAUGCCUGAAAAUAUUUAAAUACCCGAAAAAUAUCUGAAAUUUUACCUAAAAUCUGACCCGAAGACAUGAUAAUACCCAAAAUUUUAAAUGAUUAUCCGAAUUAUAUUUUUUAAAAUAUAAAAGUUUACCCGAAACCCAGAACCAUACCCGAAAACCAAAAUCUAAAUCUUAAAAAAUACCCAUAAUCUAAAAAUAUACUGAAACGCCCAUAUAUAUCUAAUAUAUACUAGAAGUUUUGAGUAUUCUGGGUACUCAUCGGGUUUCGAGUUUCGGGUUCGGUUCGGGUCAGGUCCAAGACCCGCAGAUCCUCCACAACAAGACCCAAUAAGAUAACAAAUAUCAGUUUGGUUCCUACCCGACUCGGGAUUUUUCCGGGUCGGUUUUAGGUUAGAUUUUCGGGUCCGGAUAAAAUGCCCAAGCCUACCGAAAAUCAACAAUCCAGUUGCAGUCUCAGAUCUCAUGUUUUUCAAAAUCAGACUUAUAGCUUUUUCAAGUAUCACUAAAAACUAACUCAGAAGAUCUAGCAAUAAAUUUCCCUAAUCUAAAUAUGCUGAUUCUCUAGCACUCGGUUUCAUAAUGUAAAAUUGUAAAUAUAUAAUAAUCUAAAUGUUAAAAAUCAUAAUACACUAAAAGUAUAAAACUCAUCAUGUUUAAAACAUGGUGAAGAGCUACAGGGACGCAAAUACUUUUUUUUUCGGUCGAGCCAAUCAUUCUCUAUUGUGUGUAUGAGUUCGAAAUUAGAUAUGCUUCUUUAAGAUUAUUCAUUGUUACCAAGCGGGCAUGAGUUUUGGUGCUUUUAGCAUUUUGCUGGAUCUUAUAUUUUAAAUGAUUCCAAGUGGCAAUCAUUUCACUCCUUUGAUCGUCUCUCUUUCUCCUAGUGUUGGAGAUUUGAAGGCUUAAAUUAUUGUCUUGAAGGACCAAAUGUUAAGAGACACAUAGAUGAUGGAAUGUUAACUACUUCCGAUGAUGGAAACUUUAACUACUUCCACUGACAUUAAACCCAAAUUAAAUUAAAGGCCCUUAGUUAAAUUAAACCAAAGUUUAGCAAUUUCUUCUUUUCAAACGAAUGAAAGGGAGAAAACAAAACGUAAUUUUGUCAAAAAUUUAGCAGUUGGUUAUACUUUGCUUGCAUGAGAAAUAUUCUCUUUAUGUUUUUGAAUAUUGUAAUUUGUUUCCGUACAUUGUUGAUUUCCCUUAGUUCUAAUUUGUUGACCAACAUCUAUGAAUUAGGAAGCACUUUACUUCAAAAUAUUGCACUAAAAGAAACACACAAUUUGACUUUUUAUAUUCACAUCAAAAAUUAACAAACUGUAAUCAUGGAUGUAUAUAGGCCUAUAAACAACACGUUUCACCAAAUCUAAACUUGCAGAAUGUCUAUAAACUUUACUUUUGCUCUGUACUAAUAAAACAAACUUUCCAUCUGUCUUAUGUUUCAGAGCUUCUAUUUUGCCUAUGGCCUGCAUGGUUGGACCAGCUUUGAUUCAUACGUCACUCAUUCCGUUGGAGGUUUCAUAUAUUUCAAGAUCAACAAUAUUUAUGUUCUUCUAUUCAAGACUGCUGUAGAAUCUUUAGAUCACUAAUGAGAAAAAUGAUCCACAAAAGUAUAAAGAGCAUCUUCAAUUAGCCCCCCUUCCUUUCGAAUUGCUCUGUCCUUGUCCUGUAUUCACACCCUAUAUUUCAAUGUGUUUAUAUCUGUAUUAGACAAAAUCUUCAAUUAGCCCCCCCACCCUCCCUUUUUUACGUGUAUUAAUUUGUGUUUUUUUUAAACAUAAAAGACCGUAUAUUAAUUAUUUUACUUCCCAAUAAUUUUGGCUUUACAUUUCAUUUCGGGAAAAAUGAAAAAAGAAAACAAUGUGGAAAAUAUUGAAUGGCGCAUUGAAUAAGGAAGAUUAUAUGCGUCGGCUUUGUGGAAGUUGCAAGUUGCAACAUCCCUCGCGUUCCAAGUCAACCUCGUAUUCCACGCAAAUCGUAUCUUAAUCAUAUGGCUAUCUCAUCUAGUUUAUUAUCUAUACUAGUAUAUGUCAAAUUGUCAACGUUUCUUCUCUUCUGUCUCAAAUUUAUAACAUUCCCACUCUUUCAUUAUAACGGCAUUUUUAUGGUUAUGUAAGUAUGUACUAUGAUUUAAGUUUAGACUUUUUAAAAAAUACUGGGUCGAGCCCAUUUCAAACCUUAGUCUCUUUAGACUUUUUUUUUUUGUUGGAAUUCAAAAAUAUAGGAACAAAGUGAUACAUAUUUGUUUAACUUAAUAUAAUUUCAAUAAUUCGCUAAAAAACCAUGUUUGACCAUAUUACGGAAUAACAUUUUGAAGUUAAACAGUUUAAAUCAAUAUGUAUUUGAAUUCGAAUUAGUUUUCUGAUUGUUUAAGUUACAUAAUAUGAUGAUUGGUUGUACCGAGUUGAAUCCGGCACAUUACUCCAAGUAUACGAAUACAUGCAUUAUAUACAUUUAAUCAUAUAUAGCGUAUGUUUGAGUUGAACCGGCGGUUCAAUGAUAUGAUGACCAACAUAAGUUCUUGAAAAUUGCUAUAAACAACUAGUAUAUCUAGACGUAACUCUUGGUUUAACUUGUCAUGGAUAGGGCAAUACGGAAAAAUCUUUACGUAUAUCCUAAAAAGCCUAAAUUACUGGGAAUCGCUCGUCAAUCACGGGCCGUACAACCCGACCCGAUCAACCGUAUCUACCCAACAUGGUCCACCUUCGUCCAAUCAAUGAAAUCCACGUAGGAACUAUCCAUUGUCACUUGUCUCGUGGAAUCCCAAAUGACUCUUUUCUUUUCUCGAGUAUAAAAGAGCCUACGCACAAAGAGUCUUUCACAUCUCUCCCGCUAUAUCUCACAAAUACAAAAAAAAAGAAGAACAGAACCAAACUCAAGACUUAUAGAAAAUGGCGGGAAAAUCGUUAACUUUGUCGGGACUCGCUCCGGCGGCGGCGAUUAUUCUCGCUUUGCUUCUACUUUCACCGGAGAUCUGCACAGGACAUGACUAUCGCGACGCUCUCAAGAAGAGCAUCCUCUUCUUCGAAGGUCAGCGCUCCGGCAAGCUGCCACCAGAUCAACGCCUUAAAUGGCGCCGUGACUCCGGAUUACGCGACGGUUCCUCCGCCGGCGUGGAUUUGACCGGAGGCUACUACGACGCCGGAGACAACGUGAAGUUCGGUUUCCCGAUGGCCUUCACGACGACCAUGAUGUCAUGGAGCGUCAUAGACUUCGGGAAAACGAUGGGACCGGAGUUAGAAAACGCCGUGAAAGCGAUCAAAUGGGGAACGGACUACCUCCUCAAAGCGACUGCCAUUCCCAGCGUCGUGUUCGUACAAGUCGGAGACGCUUACUCCGACCACAACUGCUGGGAACGUCCUGAGGACAUGGACACGCUACGAACGGUUUACAAAGUCGACAAGGAUCAUCCUGGUUCUGAAGUGGCCGGCGAGACUGCAGCCGCUUUAGCCGCCGCGUCGAUCGUGUUUGCAAAACGCGAUCCAGCAUACUCAAAACGCCUGCUGGACCGUGCAGCAAGGGUGUUUGCGUUCGCUAAUAAGUACAGAGGAGCGUACAGUGAUAGUCUUCGCCAAGCAGUAUGUCCUUUUUACUGCAAUUUCAACGGUUACGAGGAUGAGUUGCUCUGGGGAGCGGCAUGGCUACACAAAGCUUCGAAGAAACGAGUAUAUAGAUUGUAUAUUGUGAAGAACAAAGAGAUUCUUAGAGCUGGAGAUACUAUUCACGAGUUUGGUUGGGAUAACAAACAUGCUGGGAUUAAUGUCUUAAUCUCCAAAAUGGUCUUAAUGGGAAAAGCAGAUUAUUUUCAGAGCUUUAAGCAAAACGCUGACGAGUUUAUCUGUUCUUUAUUGCCUGGGAUUUCUCACCCUCAAGUGGAAUACUCACUAGGAGGAUUACUAGUGAAAAGUGGAGGGAGUAACAUGCAGCAUGUAACAUCUUUGUCAUUUCUAUUAUUAACAUAUUCUAAUUACCUAAGUCACGCCAAGAAGGUGGUGCCUUGUGGCCAAUUCACAGCUUCUCCAGCUCUUCUCCGUCAAGUAGCCAAGCGACAGGUGGACUACAUACUAGGAGAUAAUCCAAUGAAAAUGUCGUACAUGGUUGGGUAUGGUUCGAGGUUUCCACAGAGGAUUCACCAUCGUGGAAGCUCGGUUCCUUCGGUCGUGGAUCAUCCUGCUCGCAUAGGCUGCAAAGAAGGAUCUCGUUAUUUCCUCAGCCCGAACCCUAACCCUAACUUGUUAAUUGGCGCUGUCGUUGGUGGGCCUAAUGUCACUGACGAUUUUCCUGAUUCAAGGCCGUACUUUCAGCUGACUGAGCCCACGACUUACAUCAACGCACCUCUACUGGGCCUUCUUAGUUACUUUUCGGCCCAUGCUUAAUAUUCCCAAAGCAUAAUGAUGAAUAGUAGUCUGCUUGUCAAGAUUUGUCUAGAGGUGUGUUGAUAACUCGUCACCACCCUAAACUACCAGAUGUUGAAUGUUUAUUAGUUUUCUACACCAAGAGAAUUCAGCCGAUAGGGGAAUUACUCGCAAAACAUUGUUUUUACUAUACAUGUUUAUGUAGCACACCAAUGAUCAAUUGUAAUUUGGAAUUAAAUAGUAGCUGAAAUGCCUUGCUU
Molecule: messenger RNA, 5572 nt
Organism: Brassica rapa (field mustard)
Lineage: Eukaryota; Viridiplantae; Streptophyta; Magnoliopsida; Brassicales; Brassicaceae
Product: endoglucanase 4
Biological process (GO): carbohydrate metabolic process
Molecular function (GO): hydrolase activity, hydrolyzing O-glycosyl compounds
Source: RefSeq, a predicted model, not a curated record